This is a messenger RNA of Pseudoliparis swirei, 4848 nucleotides long. Its product is annotated as extracellular calcium-sensing receptor-like. The transcript has 15 exons. Gene Ontology annotation, biological process: G protein-coupled receptor signaling pathway. NCBI's taxonomy places the organism in Eukaryota, Metazoa, Chordata, Actinopteri, Perciformes, Liparidae. Gene Ontology annotation, cellular component: membrane. Gene Ontology annotation, molecular function: 2-oxoglutarate-dependent dioxygenase activity; G protein-coupled receptor activity; methyltransferase activity. The coding region runs from base 1 to 4848 and encodes 1615 amino acids. The record is from RefSeq and is a predicted model, not a curated record.
AUGGAUACACUUACGAAUCGACUGCAACAGGGCAGUCAGUACUUUGUUUACACGAGGGAUCAGCUGUUCGCACUGCGGACAAGAAAUCAUGCUGGCAAAGUUUACCCCAUACCGGAGGAGCUGUUGAGACGCUACCGUGGAAGCAGAGCUGGGGCGUUGGUGAAGGCUAGGCGCCUGCAGAAGCUGUGGAGGUUUAAACCAGCUAUUCCUUCGUUUGUAAUGGGGAAUGUAAACUCGUUGGCCAACAAGACAGAUGAGCUGGCAGCCCUGGUGAUGAACGUGAAGUUGUACAGAGAGUGCAGCUUACUGUGCCUCACGGAAACCUGGCUAACCAGCAACAUCCCGGACCUCAACGUGGAGCUACCCGGCUUUACUACGGUGAGAGCGGACAGAGACCUUAAGCUAAGUGGCAAACGGAAAGGGAAAUCCAAUCACAAUCUGGUUUUCCUACAACCCAAAUACACACCAAAAGUGCGCAGGCAACCAACCACCACGCGCUCCUUCAGGAAAUGGACUCCUGAGGCAGAGGAUGCCCUCAGGGACUGCUUUGAGUCAACUGACUGGGGUGUGCUGCAGGACUCUUUUGGAGAGGACAUUGAAGGGGUCACACACUGCACUACUGACUACCUGAACUUUUGUAUGGACAUUGUCGCUCCCACUAAAAUAGUGCGCUGCUUCCCUAACAACAAGCCCUGGAUUACCUCUAAUGUUAAACAUCUCCUCAACAUGAGAAAGAGGGCAUUCAAAGAGGGGGACCAGGCAGAGCGGAAGCGCGUACAGGGAGAGCUGAAGACCAUGCUGAGAGAGGCAAAGGACUCAUACAGAAGGAAGGUGGAGCAGAAGCUGCAGGAGAACAACAUGAGGGAGGUGUGGGAUGGCAGGAAAACCAUCACAGGCUGCAAGAAGAGCGGCAGCACUGUUGAGGGGGAUGUGGUGAGGGCAAACCAGUUUAACCACUUCUACAACAGCCAGUGUGGCCCCACUCCCUCCAGCUUCCAGCCCUCUGCCGCUCUCCACAGCUGCACCCCUCCCCCCCCCCCCACCAUCACGGCGGAUCAGGUCACAGGAGAGCUGAGGAGACUGCGCCCCAGGAAAGCAGCCGGCCCCGAUGGAGUCUGUCCAAGACUCCUCAAGGCAUGCGCGGUGGAACUGGGUGAGCCUCUGCAGCAUCUCUUCAACCUGAGCCUCCAACUGGGGAAGGUGCCUGCUCUGUGGAAAACUUCCUGCCUCAUCCCCAUCCCGAAGAAGACGCACCCCAGUGAGCUGAAUGACUUCAGGCCAGUCGCUCUUACAUCACACAUAUCUAAGACCAUGGAGCGACUGCUGCUUCGCAACCUCAGACCUCAGGUACGCCAUGCACUUGACCCGCUGCAGUUUGCAUACCAGGAGAAGGUGGGCGUGGAAGAUGCCAUCGACUACCUAAUGCACAGGGCUCACUCUUAUCUGGACAAGGGGAAAGGUGCUGUGAGAAUCAUGUUCUUUGAUUUCUCCAGUGCCUUCAACACCAUCCAGCCGCUCCGACUGAGUGACAAGCUCGUGCAGAUGGGUGUGAACGCCCACCUGGUAUCCUGGAUCACUGACUACCUGACGGAGAGACCACAGUUUGUCAGGCUGAAAGACUGCGUAUCUGAGACUGUGUUGUGCAGCACCGGCGCUCCACAGGGGACUGUGCUCUCACCUGUCCUGUUUACCCUGUACACAUCAGACUUCACCUACAACACAGAGUCGUGCCACAUCCAGAAGUUCUCUGAUGACUCUGCUGUUGUGGGAUGUAUCAGGGAUGGACGGGAGGGUGAGUACAGGAGCCUGGUAGACAACUUUGUGCAGUGGUGUAGGCAUAACCACCUGCAGCUGAACGCCACCAAGACCAAGGAGAUGGUGGUGGAUUUUAGGAGGUCUCAGUCUCUUCUGCUACCAGUCUCCAUCGGGGGUGUCAGUGUGGAGGUGGUCAACACCUACAAGUACUUAGGAGUUCAUCUGGACAGUAAACUGGACUGGUCAGCCAACAUAGAUGCCAUCUAUAAGAAGGGUCAGAGCUGGCUCUACUUCCUGAGGAGGCUGAGGUCUUUCAAUGUCUGCAACAAACUCCUGCGCAUGUUUUACCAGUCUGUUGUUGCCAGCGUCCUUUUUUAUGCUGUGGUGUGCUGGGGAGGCAUCAUGAAGAAGAGGGAUGCAGGGCGACUAGACAGGCUGGUGAGAAGGGCAGGAGCUGUUGUUGGCAUGGAACUGGACUGCCUAACAUCAGUGGUGGAGAAAAGGACAUUGAGUAGGCUGCUGACCAUCUUGGACAAUGACCACCACCCACAACACACCGAUGAACCUCUGACCCAGCAGUCGGGAGGGGAUGUUGUGAUCGGAGGGCUUUUCCCUCUGCAUUAUGUGGCUCCGAAGCAACAUCAAAGUUACCAGAGCAAACCUCAGCUCACACCUUGCAGAGGCUUUGACUACAGAGCCUUCCGCUGGAUAAUGACCAUGGUGUUUGCUGUGGAGGAAAUAAACCGUAAUUUGAGCCUGUUACCUGGAGUAAAACUAGGAUAUAGGAUUAUGGACAGCUGUGACCAUGUCCACACUGGCCUGAAAGCUUUUUUGUCUUUAGAAAAUGAAACAGGGGAGACAAUAGAUAGGAGUACACAGUCUCAAAUUGUGCCCUCAUGUCUAGCUGACUCUCCUGUGCCGGCUGUGAUCGGCCUUGCUUCCUCUUCCCCUACAAGAGCUGUAGCUCACACCCUUGGUCCUUUUAACCUCCCACUGGUGAGUUAUUUUGCCACUUGUACCUGUCUCACUGACAAGUCUAAGUACCCAUCAUUCUUGCGGACUGUGCCAAGUGAUCUCUUUCAAGUUAGAGGUCUUGUUCAGAUGGUCACCUUCUUAGGCUGGUUCUGGGUGGGCACAAUAGGGACAACGGAUGACUACAGUCACUAUGCUAUCCAAGAAUUUUCCGGCCAGUUAAGACAACAAGGAGGGUGUCUGGCAUUUCAUAUGACCAUCCCGAAAUUACCCACAGCGGCAGUGAUACAAAAAAUGGCAGACAGGCUACAGAGUUCAACCGCAGUGGUAGUGGUGGUGUUUGCCAGAGAGGGACAAAUGCUAGAAUUGAUCUUAGAGCUGGCUCAGAGAAAUGUGACAGGAAUCCAGUGGGUAGCUAGUGAAGCGUGGGUAACUGCUAGCAUGCUGGCCUCACCCCGCUUCCACUCUCUCUUAGAGGGCACGCUGGGCUUCUCUUUCCCUGGAGUCAGGAUCCCAGGCCUGAAAGAGUUCUUGUUGAACAUCCGCCCUUCUCCACAACCUGGGAUGGAUUUUGUUAACAUGUUCUGGGAAGAGCUGUUUAGCUGCAGGCUGGAGUUUAGAGGAAACCAAUCAGCUGAUGCAAACUAUAAAGGUGCUGCUGAAAAGCCUGUAUGCACUGGUUCAGAGGAUGUGAGGGACAUUGACAGCAGCUUUACUGAUGUAUCUCAGGUCAGAGUAUCCUAUAAUGUUUAUAAAGCUGUAUACGCUAUCGCCCAUGCUCUUCACACUUUAUUAAACUGUGAUUCUGGAGAACAUUAUGGAAAGUGUGAUAAUAAUAAAUCAUUCACUUCUGGGCAGUUGCUGCAACAUCUGAAGAAAGUGAAUUUCACUAACCAGUUUGAGGAGAACAUUUCUUUUGACUCCAAUGGAGAGCCGGUCCCUCUCUAUGAAAUCAUUAACUGGCAGAAGGAUAGCGAGGGUGAAAUUAGAUUUAUAAAAGUGGGAAGCUAUGAUGGUUUGGCUCCACUGAAAGAACAGUUGCAGAUAAAGCAAAGCACAAUUGUGUGGACAAGUGGACAGUCACAGGUGCCUGCAUCUCUUUGUAGUUCACCAUGCUCCCCUGGCAGCAGACAGGCCAGACGUCCAGGAGAGCCCCACUGCUGCUUUGAUUGUUUGCCCUGUGCAGACGGAGAGAUCAGCAACCAGACGGGUUCCACUGAGUGCACAAAAUGUGCUGAAUACUACUGGUCAGACAGAGACCAGGUGAAAUGCGUCGCUGGGGUCGAAGAAUUUCUGUCUUUCCACGAAAUCAUGGGCGUCAUCCUGGUGACACUCACACUGCUUGGCGUUGUCCUGACAACCAUCGUCACUGCUGUCUUUCAACGUUUUCGUUCCACACCGAUCGUCAAGGCCAACAACUCAGAAAUAAGUUUCCUGCUUCUCCUAUCGCUCAAGCUGUGCUUCUUGUGUUCCCUGGUGUUCAUUGGCCAGCCAUCUGUGUGGACAUGUAGGCUGCGCCAGGCAGCAUUCGGGGUUAGCUUUGUCCUCUGUCUUUCCUGCCUCCUCGUGAAGAGUAUAGUUGUUCUCUUGGCCUUUCAUGCUAAUGCUCCUGGUUCGAGGGCCCUGAAGCAGUUUGGUCUCUCUCAACAGCGGACUAUGAUCCUCUGUACUACAGCUCCUCAGAUUAUUCUCUGUGCCGGUUGUAUUUUGGGUGCACCUCCUUACCCAUUCAAGAACCCAAACUACCAAGCCUCAACUGGAAAAAUUGUUGUGGAGUGUAAGGAGCCAUGGCCUCCUGGAUUUUAUCUGGUCCUGGGCUACAUUGGUCUACUGGCCUUCGUCUGCCUCAUCCUGGCGUUCCUUGGACGCAAGCUACCCGAUACCUUCAAUGAGGCAAAGCUCAUCACCUUCAGCAUGCUGAUCUUCUGGGCUGUGUGGAUCUCUUUCAUCCCAGCUUAUGUCAGCUCCCCUGGAAAGUUCACUGUGGCUGUCGAAGUAUUUGCUAUAUUAGCCUCUAGUUUUGGACUGUUACUAUGUAUAUUUGUGCCAAAAUGUUAUAUAAUAUUACUGCGGCCUCAAAGAAACAUUAGGAAAGGAAUGACGGGAACAUAUCUCACAUGA